AUGGCGAUGGAGCAGCCACGGGGCGGGGCGGAGGAAUGGAUGUGUCCCUUGUGCUUCAAACUGGUGGCCAAUGAGCAGAGGUUCAAGCGCCACCUGGACUACCAUAGGCAGGCCUCCAACCCCCAGCACCCCUGCGGCCAGUGCGGCAAGCGCUUCACCUUUGCCGCCGAUCUGCAGAAGCACAUCAGGGUCCACACAGGGGAGAAGCCCUUCAAGUGCUCCCGCUGCCCCUUCCGCACGGGGGACCGCAGCCACCUGGCGCGCCACGUCAGGACGCCUCACCCCCCGGACCAGCUCAGCCUCACUACCUCGCCCCGGGACUCCGCGGCGUGA
This is a messenger RNA of Portunus trituberculatus (swimming crab), 333 nucleotides long. Its product is annotated as protein krueppel-like. Gene Ontology annotation, molecular function: sequence-specific DNA binding; DNA-binding transcription factor activity, RNA polymerase II-specific. The transcript has a single exon. Gene Ontology annotation, cellular component: nucleus. Lineage: Eukaryota; Metazoa; Arthropoda; Malacostraca; Decapoda; Portunidae. The record is from RefSeq and is a predicted model, not a curated record. Bases 1 to 333 code for a protein of 110 amino acids. Gene Ontology annotation, biological process: regulation of transcription by RNA polymerase II.